Messenger RNA from Halichondria panicea, 1526 nucleotides. Its product is annotated as tyrosine-protein kinase receptor UFO-like. The record is from RefSeq and is a predicted model, not a curated record. Bases 386 to 1426 code for a protein of 346 amino acids. Gene Ontology annotation, cellular component: signaling receptor complex; plasma membrane. Gene Ontology annotation, biological process: multicellular organism development; positive regulation of kinase activity; protein phosphorylation. Gene Ontology annotation, molecular function: transmembrane receptor protein tyrosine kinase activity; ATP binding. The transcript is spliced from 10 exons. Lineage: Eukaryota; Metazoa; Porifera; Demospongiae; Suberitida; Halichondriidae.
UCUAAGUGUGAGCGUUGUAAUUGGAACCACUGCGGCCAUUAUUAUCAUUAUUUUGUUUGUUUCAUUGAGCUGGGUUAUAGUUUGUGUUCGGAUCUACAAGCGAAGAAAACUGUCGAGAACACAACAACCUGCAACUGACAAUGUGCUGACUCAGAGACCAAUUUAUCCACUGUCAACUCCUUUUGAUGAGACCUCUACAACUGGUCGUACAUCUCAAGUAUCUCUCACCGAUAGACAUCACUCUUUUAAACCAUCUACUGAUAUUGAUGAAGAAGAGUCCACUGCAAACGAAACUCUUAAUGUCACAGGAAAAGCCUCUGAGGGAAGUGUUGAAGAGGUUUCAAGUGCUAUAGCCAAUGCUUGGUCACUGAUACUUGGUAAUGUGAUGAAGCUGCCUGAUCUAUCAGAAUCUCUAAAGAUACCAGGAUCUCAGCUGAAACUGAGCAGUGAUCCCAUUGGACAAGGGGAAACUGGAAUGGUGUACAAAGGUUUACUAAUGAAUUGGAAAGAUGAGCCAUUGCAAGCUGUGGCUGUGAAGACAUUGAAAGGUUUAUUUUCUUCUUCGGAUAUUCAAAUUCUGAUGAGUGAGAUUAUCAAGAUGAAGGAUUUCAACCACCCUCACGUCAUGCCCCUGAUUGGAGUGUGUCUAGAUGCCGGACCCGGUGUUUCCAUGGUGAUGCCACAUAUGACCAAUGGGAGUGUACUGGAUUAUUUGAAAAAGGAGAGAAAUGGUUUAAAAUUGACUGAUAAUUGCAGCAAAGAAAAGGCACAGAGUGUCAGGAAGCUGCUGUUGAGAAUGUGUCAUCAGAUUGCCCUAGGAAUGGAAUAUCUCUCUCAGCAAAGAUUCAUUCAUCGAGACUUGGCAGCACGGAACUGCAUGUUGGACUCGAGUGGUGAUGUCAGAGUUGGUGACUUUGGACUGGCCGAGGACGUCUACAGCACUGGAUAUUUUAGACAGAAUGAACGAGCUGAUAUCAAGCUGCCCUACAAGUGGAUGGCAUUGGAAAGUCUAAACGAUGCCAUCUUCACUGAGAAAACAGAUGUGUGGUCGUACGGAGUGACUAUGUGGGAGGUCUUCAGUGGUGGUCAGAUUCCCUAUCCUGGAGUAAACGUCAGGACUCUUGUCAAGUUCCUACAGAGAGGAAGCCGAUUGGACGCUCCCGUUAACACUGCCUGUACUGCUGAAAUCUCAGCGGUGAUGCAGAGAUGCUGGCUGGAGGAUUCUGAAGAGAGAUCAUCCUUCACUGACCUGUCUUCAAUAAUGGACGCCAUGCUCUCCUCUGUGUCUGACUAUGCUGAACUGAACAUGGAGCUCCCUCAUAAUAGCCAAGACCCCAUAGACAUGAGUGGAUACGACGAUUUAAACGAGUCACUAAGGAACAGAGCAAUUAGGACCAACCCUUACAAGCUCUCAACAAUAGUUUAAUCAUGUGUUUCUAUCGUAGCAGUUGUUACUGAAAUAACUUCACUUGAAUUGGUGCAAAUGAACUUUAUUAAUGUUCACAGGAAUAUGGCAAUUAUUAGCA